CGCCUCCCGGAUGCUGGUGGUAGGAGGAGCACGGCGAGCGGAGGCGGACGACGAGCAGCCAGUCGUCUUCCCGGUUGCUCGUCAGGCUUGAGGAAUUAGUGGAGGAGGGGACGAGGAGCUCGAGCCGUGCGCCUCGGUGUCUUUUGUCAGCCGUGUCCUGCCUGAGCUAUGUUUUGCGCCGGCGUUCUGUAUUGUCAAAAGGGCCGCGGACUUCCGGUCCAGCAGCUAGCUAGGCCCAAGUUCGCUCGUGCCUCCGCCGCCGCCGUCACCGUGCGCCGCGGCCCCAUCCGCGUCACCUUACAGGCCCUCGGCGACGGAUCCAUUGCCACCGCUGGCCUGGUUGGGGGCUAGCGAGACUUCUCGUCGUGCUCCCACCGUCCCAGACCGCCGGCGGCCUCCCCUGUCUGGCCACGUCCUACAUCUCCCGUCUCGUCGCCGUCAGCUGCAUAUGCGAGGAACCGCGAGACGAGGUCGCCGAGGAGAUCUCGGGUCCGUUUCGUCAGUCGCGAUGCAACCGGGCGGUGGGCGUUGGCAUGUCCACCGCGUCCGCAAGGUGUUCGGCGCAUUGCGCGACCGCACCCUCGACGAGAGCCCACUGGCGUCAGCGCACUCAUGAACACGUGUGCUUCAGCUAAUCAUGUCUACUUGUUCCUUGUGCUGUCGUGCAUUUACCAGGGACGGGAAUUUCAGAAGCUGGAAUCCGGAAGAAUGUUCCAAUAGGUGGAGGCAGAUACAGGCAGAGCCCCUCCUCUCCACUUGCUUCUCUCUAAUGCGUGUAUGAACCUGAUGCAGUGGUUAAUUGUCUUGUUGGGAUGCAGAUGAAGCAGCUGGAAGCCACACAGAGGAUCUCUUCCUGCGUUCAUCCAGCUUAGUGCUCCCACCUCUAGUUUCGUACCUAAAUGUUUUGAUUUUGAAUGUACUCCAUCUGUUUCACCGUGACAAUUUUCAUCUCAUGGUAGAUAUCCAUUGAUGUAAUCAAGACCGCAAUUCACUUUUCCCACUGUUGCUUUUGCUUUUAGAACUUGGGAGCAAAAGAUGAAUUGGCUAUAACAUUUCUUUCAUACAUGUUAUUCUCUUCAUCUCAUUAACAUAAAUUCCAUUCUAGCUCCAUGAACACACCAUUUUAGAACCUUUACUUUGCUACUGAUGCAACUUCAGAGCAAAUAGCACCUUACACCAGGUAGUUUGCAACUUGUGUCACUAUAGUAGGUUAUGUAAGAGUUUUCACUCCGCAUCAUGUUCUGCUCAGUAAUAUUGCACUUCGCACCAUGUCCGGCAAAAAAACAUGUUUGUGUUUUUUUGGAAAAGAUUAACAUGAGCAUAUGAACUUUGGGAAACUGAAUUUUCAUGUAUCUGCAAGACAUCUAGUUUAGACUGGAGUCAUUAUAUGAAUCACUUAGUUUGAGUUCUGUGCAUUAUCAAUUCGUUUAAAUAAGAUGGUAAAACAAAUUGUAAAAUGGGAGAGUUAAUGCUGUAACUUUUUAGCUUUAAGUAACCGCUUUUAUGAGGUUCUUCUGUCUCCUACAUUUAUUUUGGACUCUUAUGUCCAUGUACAUGCCGAUAACAUGACAGUUGGGUGCAUUUAAUAUUAAUCUUACUAUAAUUUUCUAUCCAAAAUCAUCUUCACAAAAUAUCUAAGAUAUCUUCACAAGAUGGUGUUUGGUACAUGCAUGUGCUCAUGUGGACUAAGAAUUAGACCUUUGUUCACUGACAAGCACAUACCAUGUAAACUAAGUUAUGUUCAGCUUGUUUCUUAAUUAAAAUGUGUUUGUGCUUAACUUUAUUUACAUGUGCAUGUCCAAUAAAUUUGAUUCCAUUCCAGGUACACCUCAAAGAUGUACUAAAACUAUGAAAGGGGUACAAGUCAACCAUAAAACUCAUAAUAGGAGUUAACUACCAUAUUUGUGCAUGUCUAAUAAAUUCGAUUAUGUUUGAGGUACAUCUUAAGGUGUACUCCCUCUGACCCCAUUUACAUGGUGCACACAUGUUCUGAGAUCCAACUUUGACUAACAAAACUUGGGCUCUGUGUUACAACAAUUAUACCAUUCAAUCCAUAUUAAAGAGUAAUUUCCAAUGGUAUAAUUUUUAUGAUAUUUAAUUAGCAUAUCAUAGAUUAAAAAAAAUUGAUGGUCAAAGUUUAAUCGCGACGAGGGUGCGAUGUAAAUAGAGACGCAUGGAAUACUAAAACAACGAAAGGGGUAGAAGUCGACCAAAACUCAUAUCUCGCUUACAUAAGAAUGGCAAUGCUUCAAUUAUUUAGUUUCGAAGAGAAAUCCUUUGCCUGGUGCAUGCUUCAUGACAAAAAGUAAGUGGACUAUUUAUGAGUGAUUUUCUUAAGGUGAAAUUUUGUAUUACAGAGCCCCCCCCCCCCCCCCCCUGUAUAGGCUUGUAUACAAAUAUAUUUUCGUGCAAUCUAGCGUAACUAUUUAUACUUAGUCGAGUUUGAUAACUAUUUAUACUUAGGCCCUGUUCGGUAAUGGUCCGCUCUGGGAAUCUGCGGAGCGGGUAAAUGGCAACUCCACCAUUUUGACCUACAGCUCCGCCAACUCCACUCCGGGAGCUGCGGAGCGGAGCGAUGCCGAACAGCCCCUUAGUUUAGUUGAGUUAGAUCCUCAAACUAUCUUAUUUCUUAAAUCAGGCCCUUAUAAUGGUCUGAUUUUGACUAUUAACAGGUUGAUAGGGUAGUUGAAUCUUGCCACAUAGGACUACCAACUAGUCAACAAUUCACUAUGUGCACAAGAACUGGUCAAGUUUACUGUCUGGGACUCGCCGGCCUCCCUACAGUUUUCAGAUCGAAAAGAGAUCUGGUCAGAGUGAGAAUUAGGUGGUAGGAUUGGUCCAACUAAGAAGAGGGGUCUAAACUCCUCCUUCAGUUGUAAUCUCUCCUGAAAAGAUGCUUCAAUUAUCUAACUGUACAAGAAAUAUCGUUCAAGAUCUUCGCAUUUUGCAUGUUCAAGAUAUGCAAAGCUACUGCUGCAAAGAAAGACUUCUAUGAAGAACCGGUCCUGCUCUUAAAAUCGUUUUUAUUGAGACAGUCUUAUUGAUCACUGGUUUUUCAGUCACCCAGCCACCACCAACUGGCCUCAUCAACUGAACUGGGUGGACUAGUUGGGCUCAGUGGUGGAGCGACAUGGGCUAGAAUAACCAUGGGUGUGCAAGACACCUGAUAACAAUUUUUAUGUGGAACCUGGUAUUUAGUAGGUAUGCUGCAUGUAUAUGUAUACGUGGGCUACAAAAAAUGAGAACUUCACCCAUGUGUUCUUGGUACGUUCUUUAGAGCUUGCAAUCUCAUAUGCUAGCCCAAUCUGCAUUGCCAACCCAAAUUUCCAGGUUCCAACGGUCUAGCACUCACUAUUGAUGCUUAGGGCAUGUUUUCAUAGCCACACCUUGUCGAAUUUUGCCAGAGGUAUGGCAGUUCGGAAGGGUACUGUUUACUUUUACUGCUACAACUGUGGUAUGCCACACUUCCUUUGCAGCAUACCCCACUUAUUAUAAUCUCUUCGGAAUACCUACCUAUCGUGGCUAACUGGCUAUGUGCGGGAGCCCCAGGAACCCUAAUUACUCAUAGGUCGAUGCUGUCAUCAUACGUUUGUAUGGUAUACCUCCUCAUAGUUUAGGACUACCCAUCAACACCUUUUAUACCUGUCAUAGUUAGUAGAUAAAGCAUGGCAAAGUCAGCAUGUGCAAAGUUUGGCUAGGUGUGGCUAUGAACCAAAUAUUCCCUAAGCAUUAACAGUCCACUGGACAAACCUAAUCCCGAACUUAGAAUAUGACAGUUACUCUCCUUGCCUUCAUCUGCAUCAACGAGACAAUGCGGCACCAACUACAACCCACCUCAGCAGAAUCAUUGUCUACUAUGUGUAACCAUCUUUGAGCGGCAAGAGCGACCUCGUGUGACUUGCCCACUUUGGGCGUGGGUGCAGCAUCGUUCCUGCACAUCUUCUCUCGUUCCGCAAUAGACAGGUUGCUUUGCCUCAUGAAUGAGUUGCGCUUGAGCACCUUGCCCAGGGAAGUCGGCGGCGUAAAGGUAGAGGCAGCCGGCAGGGGUUCAUUCAAUAGAAAAUGUGUAAUUUGAGCUACCGAACUUCCCUACUCCUCUGUAUCAAAAUAUAAGACGUUUUUUGAUACAAGAUAAGUAUAAAAAACGUCUUAUAUUUUGAUACAGAGGGAGUAUUGUAUAUCUUCAAUUUUUCUGUUGGACAAUGCUAUUAACCCUAUAGCUAUGAUUUUUUAACGACCAGCAGUAGGAAUUCCUACUGCGUAUAUUUAUGUAUUUCUGUGAAGCAUGUUACAUAAGUACAUAAAGAUAGUAAAGAAAGAAGAUUCAGUGGAGCUGGCAAUUUAGGCACGGAAAUCGUGAAGUUUUUUUUUUCCUUUUGCCCUACGGAUAACCAUGGCAAGUUCUUUGAAUUUCAUUCUGCAUCCAUAAAGACUUGGUAGCACUCCUUUGAAAAUAUAGUCACUGCGAGUGUCCAAAUAAGGCAAGCUUGAUGGCUUGAAUGUGAUGCAGAAACCAAGAGUUGUGGCAGCAGACAUAUUUCCAGCAUUCAUUGGUAAAUUGGCAGUGGAAGGAAAGGUGAUCUCUGGUUUCAGUUGUGCUUGCUCCACAUAGAGCAUACUAAUAGUCAGGUAGGAAAAGGUUUUCCUCUGAACAAUCUCUCUUGUGUUUAGCCUGUAAUGUAAAAGCAGCAAGAGGAAAACCUUAAGCUUCUUUUGGCAACAUGAUUUCCAAUCACUCAAAUGCUAGUAAUGCCUCGGAAACUUAAGCUAUCUGCUAUCUAAAUACUGAACUGCCACCUGUGCUAUGCAUUCUCUAAUAUUGAACUUCAUAAUGUUUGAUCGUUGUCUUGUUGCUGCCCUGCCUUGGCACUUGUUUGCAAGUUUGACCAUUGUUUGACACUUGUUUGUUGUUGGCUGUUGCUACAUGGAAAAUGGAGCUUGGGGUCCAGAUCAAUGCUUCAAACCUGCAAAGGGCAUCCGCAAUUCAGCAUUAGAAGUUGGCGACUUGGAGGUUUGGAGCUGCUUCGGUAUGAUCAGGGAAAGAGGGCAGCAAGAUGUCAGAGGAUACGGUUUCCUGGCUGGAGUAGCCUGUUCAAUAUCAACAGCCAACCAAUAUGCAUCAGUUAAAGUUUCAGGAACCGAAGCUGCCAUGGAGAAGGACUAUAGUGUGAGGAUGGGUUUUGUGGAUGAUUAUAUUUGUGCUAUUUGUGAUGAGGGUGGCGACUUGAUAUGUUGUGAUGGUGACUGUGGGAGGUCAUUCCACCCAACCAAACCUACUGGUGAAGCUUCUCAUUGCGACACUCUUGGUCUGAGUGAAGAACAACUGGAACUACCUGAGUUUCUGUGCGAAAAUUGUGCGUCUAAGAAGCACCAGUGCUUUGUUUGCGGAGAGUUGGGAUCUUCAGACCAAGGAGGAGGCGAACAGGUCAUCAUACAGUGCAAUAAAAGGGGCUGUAAGCGCUUUUACCACCCUGAAUGUCUUCCACUGGACAUCAAUAAUUUGCCAGGGGAUUCAUGCCCUAUGCAUGAAUGCUACUCGUGCAAGAAAAAACAUGCAACAUCAAAGGGUAACAAAACAACAGGAAAAACAAAGGGAAAAGGAACGUGCAGGAAAAAACAUGCAACGUUGGAGGGUAAUAAAACAAUAGGAAAAUCAAAGGGAAGGGGAACGUGGGGAAUGGACUUGGUGCUAUGCAGGCGCUGCCCCAAAGCAUUUCAUCGGAAGUGCUUGCCAAGGAAAAUCAAUGGCGGUGAAGGUGAAAUAAAGAGGAUAUGGGAGACUGCGGGUGGGACUGUGUUCUAUUGCAGGGAUCAUGAGAUGGUAGAAAAUCUCAGAAGUGCAAAGAGGAAUCAUAUUAAGUUUCGAGAAGAAAAACCUAAAGGUGCGACUGAAAACCAAAGUGUUGAGGAUGGGAACAAGUGAAGUGUUCCUGUUGCGAAAAAUAUGGCCGGACCUGUGGUGGCCUCCCUCCAUGAUUUAUCUUCCAACUUGUUGGAGAAAGGAAGCUUGUCUUGGGCUCUUGGAGAAUCGCAAAGAUAGUGAAGUGAAAACUUUGGUGUCGUCUAUGACAGAUAACAUUAUCUGCAGUCUUGCGUCAUUCAUGUGUUGAUGUGUUGAUGUGGUUUAUGUCCGGUGACCGUGAAACCGCUCUGGUGUGUAGCGUGACAUUGUUAUUUCGUACAUUGCCAGAAUUUGGACAUUAAUCAGGUAGUAUGAACCGCCAUUAAGACGACGCAGAUGUGAGUCGUCAUGAUAGAAAUGUGCUGGCAUGUCACCGGCAGGGGUCUUUCCUCCCUUGCCCUUAUCUGGUUGGUGCUUCUAAU
Molecule: messenger RNA, 6324 nt
Organism: Triticum aestivum (bread wheat)
Lineage: Eukaryota; Viridiplantae; Streptophyta; Magnoliopsida; Poales; Poaceae
Product: protein ENHANCED DOWNY MILDEW 2
Exons: 10
Coding region: 4925-5923 (332 amino acids)
Source: RefSeq, a predicted model, not a curated record